Amyelois transitella is the source of this 1527-nucleotide messenger RNA. RefSeq names its product alpha-N-acetylgalactosaminidase. Gene Ontology annotation, biological process: oligosaccharide metabolic process; glycosylceramide catabolic process; glycoside catabolic process. Gene Ontology annotation, cellular component: cytoplasm. Gene Ontology annotation, molecular function: alpha-galactosidase activity. The record is from RefSeq and is a predicted model, not a curated record. The transcript has 10 exons. The coding region runs from base 150 to 1436 and encodes 428 amino acids. Lineage: Eukaryota; Metazoa; Arthropoda; Insecta; Lepidoptera; Pyralidae.
GCAAAGGAUCGAAGUAAUGUAAACCAUUCAUUAGACCAAGUCGGACGUUCGGUGAAUGGUGGAGCAGUUACUUUAAAAUAAGAAUUUUAUUUUCUUUUUUAUAAAUUAUUAUUGUAAGCAGGCUGAAUUAUCAGGGCAGAACCAACAAGAUGGUGAUUUUGUGGCUACUCUGUGCCCUCUCUUCAGCCACGGCCCUGGACAAUGGCCUGGCUCUCACACCACCCAUGGGCUGGCUCUCGUGGGAGAGGUUCCGUUGUAUCACCGACUGCAAGAAGUACCCUAACGAAUGUAUAAGUGAAAAUCUAAUCAAACGCACAGCUGACCUGAUGGUGAGCGAGGGUUACCUAGCUGCGGGUUACAACUACUUGGGGAUUGACGACUGUUGGCUGGAGAAGAAUAGGGGAGACGAUGGACGCAUGGUGCCCGAUAGGGAACGCUUCCCUAGUGGAAUGAAGGCACUGGCUGACUAUAUCCACAGCAAAGGGCUCAAAUUUGGCAUGUACGAAGACUACGGUAAUAUGACAUGCGCUGGCUACCCAGGAGUGCUUGGGAAUGAGGAGUUGGACAUAGCCACGUUCGUAGAGUGGGAGAUUGACUAUCUCAAGCUGGACGGCUGCUACAUCAAACCUGAGGCUAUGGAUGAAGGUUACCCGAAUUUCGGCAAAUUGUUGAACAAAACUGGACGGCCUAUACUGUAUUCCUGCAGUUGGCCAGCUUAUCAGGAGCCUGAAAAUAUAUUACCAAACUACACAGCGAUAGCUGAACACUGCAACCUGUGGAGGAACUGGGACGACAUCGAGGACUCGUGGGCGUCCGCGGCCGGCGUCAUGGACUGGUUCGGGGACAACCAGCACCGGCUGGCGCAGUUCGCGGGCCCCGGACAUUGGAACGACCCGGACAUGUUGUUAAUAGGUAACUUCGGUUUAACCAUCGAUCAAGCGCGAGUACAAAUGGCAGUUUGGUCAAUUCUGGCGGCGCCUCUGCUCAUGAGCACGGACUUGGCGACCAUAAGGCCGGAAUUCAAGGAGAUUCUUCUUAAUAAGGACAUAAUAGCUAUUGAUCAGGAUAAGAUGGGAAAGCAAGGGCUAAGAGUUUGGAAGAAAAAGGAUUCUGGAGCGAGGAAAAACCUGGAGAUUUGGAAACGCGAGCUGUUUGACGGUUCAUACGCCAUGGCGUUCGUCAGUCAGAGGGACGAUGGUAUACCGUACGCCGCCAACUUUACCUUCGAUGAGAUGAGUCUGCCCAAGAAUACUUACUAUAUAACGAACCUGUAUAAGGAUGAAAGUGAUAAAACUUUGAGGCCGGAUGAAGAUUUUGAAGUACGAAUAAAUCCUCUAGGAGUUAAGUUUUACAAAUUUAUACCAAAGGACAACAUAGAAGAGACUGAAGAUAGUUUUAAGAACCAAGUUAUGUCACAGAUACUGAACAAAAUUUAAACUAACAAAAUAUCCAUUAUGAUUUAAUAUCUAGAUAAGUUAAAACUACUUCUAGGCACUUUGAAUUUUUUUCAAUAAAUUAAGUAAAGAA